AUGAAAUUUUUUCUAUUAUUUGCACUGUUAUGUGCAAAUUUUCUUCUAAUUAAAUCACAAAGUCAACCAUUGGCACCUGAUUUUGAUUUGAUUAAAUUUUAUACAUUGCAAUCAAAUGCCAAUUUAAGUGAAUUAUGUAAAAAACAAAGUGAUAUUUAUUAUAAUAGUUUAGUAACCAAAAAUGAAUUUUGGUCGAAAAAAAUGAUUGAUGCUUCAUCAAAACUGCAAUCCGGAUUUCUAUCUGGACAUUUUGCGGAUAUGGGUCAAUUUGAUCAAUGUUUAGCUGUAAAGUAUAAAGUUGAUUCAAUCAGUGGUAAAUUUUGUUAUACAAAAAUAACAAUACCAUUGUCUCGGAGAAACGAAUUUUGGGAAAGUGAUAUUGAAAACAUUAUCCCAAAAAUACAAAACGCUGUGCAACCGUUCAUAGCACCAAGAGCAAUUUUUUUGGGUGAUAUCAUUUUCCGUUGGUCAAUUUGUGUUCCAAAUGGAUGUACAGCUGAAGAUGUUAAGGCACAUUUAAAUUCAUAUUUUAAAUUACCAAAAAAUCCGAUUUUAUCAGAUCCUAAAGUAUAUGAUGUAACUGAAGACGAUUGUCAUAGUUUAGAUUCAUCACCAAUGCUUGAUGGAGGAGACUGGACAGUAAUAAUAAUUUUUAUUGGAAUAGCUUGUUUUGUGUUAUCCAGUACAAUUUAUGAUGUUUACUUAUAUUACACGGAAAGAGAACCAAUGCAUAAAAUAUUGAUUGCGUUUUCAUGGUAUUCAAAUUUUAAAUCUUUAAUACGAAUUAAUAAGAAUUCUGAUCAGUUGCCGUGUUUAAAUGGUAUUCGAUUCUUAAGUAUUUUAUGGAUUAUCCACGGGCAUGAAUUUUUAACUUUUAUACAUCAAGAAUUAGUAAAUCAGAUUGAUUUAUUUCAUUGGGCACAAAAAGAGCCAUGGGCUUGGUUUGUUAUGGGAAGCACUGUAUCGGUGGACACAUUCUUCGUUUUGAGUGGUUGUUUAUUAAUGUAUGGAUUUUUAAAAUCUCAAGCAAAAAAUAUACCUUUUAAUGUUCCAUUAAUGUAUUUUCAUCGUUACGUAAGAUUAACACCUGCGUACUUGGCUGUAAUUUUAAUUUACAUAACAUUAAUAACGGAUAUGGGUUCAGGACCUAUUUGGCAUGACGCUAGUAACGGCUUGCAAACACCAUGCCAGAAAUACUGGUGGUCCAGUAUUUUAUACAUACAAAAUUAUGUAAAUGCCGGCGAAGAUUGUGUUGGCCAAACUUGGUAUUUAUCAGUAGAUAUGCAGUUGUUCAUAUUUUCACCACUUAUUUUAUUAGGUGUAAAAUAUUGGCCUAAAUAUGUGCCAUAUUUAUUUUCAUCGUUAAUGAUAAUUUUUACAAUAAUACCAACCAUCAUUGCAUGGCAGUACCAUUUGGGUGUGCGUAUAGAGGGAGGAGAUUAUUUCCAAGUAUAUUAUGCACAAACAUAUGCGCGUGCUGGUCCAUGGAUUGUAGGACUUUUCUUGGGAUACAUUUUAUAUAAUACAAAAAAUAAGGUUAUUCGGAUAAAUCGAAUUUUAGUUGCUUUAUUAUGGCUUCUUACGGCUGUUGUAAUGCUGUUUAUUGUAUUCGGCAAUUAUAAAUCAAUGCGAACAGAUUAUGUAAGACACGAAGCUUAUGAGGCGUUGUUCGUUGGAUUACAUCGAAAUAUUUGGGGACUUGCUCUUAGCUGGAUAAUUUUCGCAUGUAUGCAUGGCUAUGGAGGUCCAGUGAAUUGGUUUUUAUCGUUAUCUGUGUUCCAAGUUUUCGCAAAACUUACAUAUUCCAUAUAUUUACUCCACAUGGGAAUACAAAAUGUUCGUACUGGAAAUAUUCGAACAAAUACAUAUUUUUCAAAUAUGGCUGUGUUAUUUCAAUUUUUCGGAACAACUUGUAUAACAUUUUUAUUGGCAAUCAUAUGGGUCUUAACAUUUGAAUAUCCUUUCGCUGUCAUCGAUAAUUUGAUAAUCGGAGGAGUUGGUGGUAUGUUAACAAAAAGAUCUGGUAAAAAAGAAGUGAAAUGAUCAAAACUUUCAAAUAUCA
Chrysoperla carnea is the source of this 2062-nucleotide messenger RNA. RefSeq names its product nose resistant to fluoxetine protein 6-like. Lineage: Eukaryota; Metazoa; Arthropoda; Insecta; Neuroptera; Chrysopidae. Gene Ontology annotation, molecular function: acyltransferase activity, transferring groups other than amino-acyl groups. Bases 1 to 2043 code for a protein of 680 amino acids. The transcript is spliced from 13 exons. The record is from RefSeq and is a predicted model, not a curated record.